Messenger RNA from Venustampulla echinocandica, 3096 nucleotides. RefSeq lists its product as uncharacterized. Gene Ontology annotation, biological process: mRNA processing. Gene Ontology annotation, molecular function: RNA binding. Gene Ontology annotation, cellular component: nucleus. Bases 1 to 3096 code for a protein of 1031 amino acids. The record is from RefSeq and is a predicted model, not a curated record. The transcript is spliced from 4 exons. NCBI's taxonomy places the organism in Eukaryota, Fungi, Ascomycota, Leotiomycetes, Helotiales, Pleuroascaceae.
AUGGACAACGAUCUAGAAACAGCCGAGGCGUAUGUCGUGAGCAAUCAUUUGUUUAGCGUGAACGAUGACAACUCCGAACUGGAGAUUCACCGUUACAAUAAACGGUUCUACAUCAUCAUCAGACCUGGGAAUCUCGAACAGUCACCUGCGAUCAAGAAUGAAUAUCUUCGAUACCUCAAUGCGCAAAGAGCGGACGCCGACGGUGACGUGCAGAGCGAAUGCUCUGUUGACCCCGAAGACAUCUACGAUUGGGCCGUAAAGCCUUGCUUGUCUCUUUUCAAGGAGCUUUCUCCAGAGCCAAAACAACAAACCGCUAAAAUAUCACUCUACGAUUACUACCACGCUGAAACGUUUUAUUAUCAUCUCCAUGCGGCCAACGAUAAGCUCACUCCAGUCACGAAUCCGAAAGGGGAGAGCUUCCUCCCACCAGCUGUGGAGCUUGCGCCAGAUGUGUUCCACCCCGCUCUGUCCUUCCCCCGGCAAAGUCGUGAUCCGAGACAGUCGGAAUGGGAAAGAAGUCAAAUGCUUUUUAAACCUUACAGCAAUGGCGACACGAAUGGGGCAACCCGUGAAGUGGCGAGUUACCGAAAGACCACAGAGUCAAACCUUACACCUGAUGUGCGGAUUUGUAGACUAGACGGCGUUGUAAAGGAUGAAUGGGAUCGACUUAUGGGUUUGUUGUUAAACUACAUCGAUUGCGAUCAUGUUACCUUGGCAUGUGCCCCCGAUGAGGAGACACCGGAUUCCCUCAAGCAAAAGUGGGUGAAUCAGAUCAAAGAAACACUAGCACAGCUCCACGAUGAAGGACUUGUAUGGGGUGAUGCUAAACCAGAAAAUGUAUUGAUUACUGAGGGCGAUGGUAGUGUCGGUGAUAAAGAAAAAGCCGGGACGGUUGAGGGGGAUUUGCAAGGGCCAGAGAAUAUUAUCAAAUAUGUUUUUGAAGGCAAGGAAGCCCCGUAUGCCGUUGCCAUGUCCGGCAAACGCUCCCGUGCAAUAUACGAGGCCGACCUACAAGCGCAACAAUCCCCUUUCGUAGCCUACGGGACACCUCUACCUCCCCUGGAUCCGGAUGUGCGUGAUGAUGGUUCAUACGUGCCAGUUUGGAAACAAGAGGUUCGAGAUGAGCGAGGCUUAAAGCGGCUUCAUGGUGCUUUCACUGGGGGUUUCAGUGCAGGAUACUUCAACACUGUAGGUUCAAAAGAAGGAUGGACACCCUCGACAUUCGUCUCUUCCCGGACGAACCGCACGAAAGAGGGCCCAAAGAUCCCCGAACAACGACCAGAGGAUUUCAUGGACGAGGAGGAUAUUGCCGAUGCAAGCGAAGCACAACGAGUUCAGAUGGCCGAGGGCUUCUCGGGACUUGGCUCUACGCAGGAUGAUUCUACUCGCCGCGGGGCAUAUAUCGAUGUUUUCCGAAUAGAAGGAGAGACGAUUGGUGUCAAGCUCUUGAGGAGAAUGGGCUGGAAGGAAGGACAAGGCAUCGGCCCUAAAGUGCGCCGGAAAGCACGCCUAGAUGCAUUAGAAAGGCCAGGAGAUGAAAAGGAGCCUACGCAUCUUUUUGCGCCUGAAAAUACACGCAUGAUUAGCUUUGUGAAGAAGAGCGAUCAUAAAGGGUUAGGGCUCGAGGGGCAGGCGAAAUUAUCUCCCAUUAAUGGCCUGGGAUCGGAGACUGUUAAAUCAGACGACGAUGAGGAGGAGGGUCACCUUGAUUUGGUUGGUCCUAAGAAGGGGAAAAAGAAAAAGGCCGUACGCGGUGGGAUAGGCAUUGGCAUUUUGAACGAUACCGGGUCGGAUGAUGAAGAUCCGUAUGAAAUCGGCCCACGGAUAUCCUACAACCGGGUAAUAGGAGGGGAGAAGAAGAAGAAAAAGCCCGCCAACGGAUCGGUCAACCCACUACUCAAAUCAAAACCGGUUUUCAUAUCAAGAAAGAAGGCAUCAUCAGGUCUGAGGAAGUGUCACGAUGGGCGGCUCCCUUUAGACGGAUUUAUAUUAAGCAGCAGCGACGAAUUCUCCUCCCUCAUCCAAGCUUCAACCAGAUAUGCAGCUCCCGAGAUACCCAAGGACUGGAAAUCCUCAAAACAGCCAAAAUCGAACGCCUCUAGCGCUGCAUAUCUCUCGCCGGCGGAAGCAGCCAAAGCCUCAAGCCUCGACCCCAAAUCCCGAGCCGCAAUACUAGGAGAGGCUGCGCUGCCAGGGAAGUCGGUCUUCGACUUCCUAAGUCCCGCUGCAAGAGACCGAUUAGCUUCCGCGUCCGGGAAAGGCAAUCUCCCACCCGCGCUCGGCGAGAUCCCGAAAGGCUACAACCUCAGCGAAGAAGACCGACGAAAGGAACUCCUAUCUCAGAUCCCCCAGGUCGACCCAUCGACGGCCCUCGCGGCGCUGACCCGCGGCGCAAGCGGCUUCAUGCCGUACGCAGAAGACGAAGCAAAACGCACCCGCUACCGCACAUAUCUCGAGAACCAAGCCGGUACAUCCCCCGUGCCCCCAUCCCCAGCUCCGGCCAUGUCCCGAGAAGACUGGCUGAAGGAGCUACGCGAAUUCGCAAACUGUGCCCAGAUCUUCAAACCCAUGUCGGGCAUGAUGGCCACGCGCUUCACCAGCUCAACCAAAACCACCAUGUCAGGGACCGUCGGCUCGGACGCGGGCGGCUCCUUGCUCAGCAAACCAGAACCAAAAAUAGAAGAUCCCGCGGAGCAGGCUGCGAAAGUAGGCAUGUACGGGCCCCUGACGCGGUCGUCGAAGGAUUGGUUCCCAAGCCGUUUGCUGUGCAAGAGGUUUAACGUGAAGCCGCCUGCCCAUGUCCAGCCCGGUGCUACGGAGCACGAUGAAUCGGCAGCACCAACGAAUGCGGCUCCGGAUCUGGUGUCGAAGGAGGCCAUUAGCGAAAUGAUGGCGGGUGUGAAUUGGAAUGGGGGUAUGGCUGGCGGUGCUUCUGUUAUAAAAACGGAAAGUAGGGAUGAGGAUGAGGAUGAGGUUAAGCCUGAGGUCGUGGUGGUUGAUACGGAGAGGAAUGAGGCGUUGGAGGGGGAGAGGGCUGGAGAAGCAGUUUUUAAUGCGAUUUUUGGGGAUGAUAGUGAUGAUGAUGAUGAUGAUUAA